Molecule: messenger RNA, 1894 nt
Organism: Osmia bicornis bicornis
Lineage: Eukaryota; Metazoa; Arthropoda; Insecta; Hymenoptera; Megachilidae
Gene: sina
Product: E3 ubiquitin-protein ligase SIAH1
Exons: 5
Coding region: 767-1606 (279 amino acids)
Biological process (GO): proteasome-mediated ubiquitin-dependent protein catabolic process; multicellular organism development
Cellular component (GO): cytoplasm
Molecular function (GO): ubiquitin conjugating enzyme binding; zinc ion binding; ubiquitin protein ligase activity
Source: RefSeq, a predicted model, not a curated record
UUUUUAGUUAGAAAUGAAAUUGAUGUCGUCGUUGAUGAAAAUAAGUUUGAAACUGUUAUAAAGUGCAUUAAAAACGGGACAUAACGCUCGUUAAUGGCAGUUGCAUGCAUUGCAUGGGUGUAAACGGACGGGCGUACAGUCGAACGGACAGCUGCGGUGUCAUCAUCUUGCUGUGCGUCGUAUUGUACGGAACGAGCUGCAAGUGUCGGAAGUUCGAAAAGGAGCAAAUUGCUACUAUGUCUCAGCGAAAACUAUCAAAAGCCACGUUACAAUUAAUGUUGCCUCUUUGGCCAAGAGAAUUCGCGAUGUAGCCUCUCCCACAGUCGAUUUCAUCGCGUUCGCGUUUAUUCCUCAUCGAUGUACCGAGAAUUAUCGGGAGCAUUUCGUGCAACAUUUUCGAAGUCAAGUCGCAUGAAAUCUCCUGUUGUUGCUGUUUUCGUAACAACAUUUGUCUAUUGUCGUGUCGUCUUCUGUCGUUAUUCUCGACGUUUUCAUUCUCGUUUAUAUCUCUGUUGUCACCGUUCUCAAGUGCCUUCUCUCUCUCUCCCUCUCUCAUACUUUUCACUAUUUCCCGAUCUGAAUCGCGCGAAAACUAUUGUAUGCAUCGAGUGACGUACUAAUGUUUUUGUCAAUCCAGAUUCCGAUAUGAGGUGGAUGAUUCAUUCCAGAAUGCAUCGCAUUUAUUAGACAUCUUGAAAUUAAACAGAUUUCCUUGUCAUCAAAACAGCAAAGUGUUCUUGUUCGAUACACAGAACAAAAAGAAAAGAUGUCCCAAUUAAGUAUUAGUACGGGAAAGAGAGGGAGGAGUGUUGCAAGCUCCUCUGCAUCUACUGUAUCAUCUUUGAGCAGCUCAACUGACCUGGCAAGCCUAUUUGAAUGUCCGGUUUGCUUUGAUUAUGUUCUUCCACCAAUUUUACAAUGUCAGAGUGGACACCUUGUUUGUAGCAAUUGCCGACCAAAGCUUAACUGCUGUCCUACCUGUAGAGGUCCAUUAGGUAAUAUUCGCAAUUUGGCUAUGGAAAAAGUGGCAGGUAAUGUAAUGUUUCCUUGCAAAUAUUCAACAAGUGGGUGCACUGUUUCUUUGGUGCAUACCGAAAAGGCAGAUCAUGAAGAUGCAUGUGAAUUCCGUCCAUACAGUUGUCCUUGCCCAGGUGCUUCUUGUAAGUGGCAAGGAUCUCUUGAGCAAGUAAUGCCGCAUCUAGUUAUGAGUCACAAAAGUAUUACAACGCUUCAAGGAGAAGAUAUUGUUUUUUUAGCAACUGAUAUUAAUCUUCCUGGUGCAGUGGACUGGGUAAUGAUGCAGUCUUGUUUUGGUCAUCACUUUAUGCUAGUACUAGAAAAACAAGAAAAAUACGAUGGACAUCAACAAUUUUUCGCAAUUGUUCAAUUGAUUGGUUCAAGGAAACAGGCAGAAAAUUUUGCUUAUAGACUAGAAUUGAAUGGGCAUAAAAGACGCUUAACAUGGGAAGCUAUGCCGCGUUCUAUUCACGAAGGCGUAUCAUCUGCAAUUUUAAAUUCAGACUGCCUUGUAUUUGAUACUUCUAUCGCGCAAUUAUUUGCCGAUAAUGGAAAUCUAGGAAUUAAUGUUACAAUUUCUAUGGCAUGAGGAAAACUGGAAAAAGCAGUGUGAAAUCAUUUAAGCGUAUCGAGCUGUCUUUAGAUCGAUAAUCCGGUCUUUGUACUGAGAGUCGCUCGUUAUGUAUAUAUAGCAUUUUUUUACGUUACCACUGAUAAAUAUUAGCAAUAUGGAUGUUAGGAAAUGUUUGGAAUGUGUUGAUGAAGCAUAGUAAUCAAACGCUCAGUUACAGGACCUCCCUUUAGAAGCUUUAAAGUGUACUUGUAUGUGAUAUUAACACUACAGUGUGAAAAUAAUAAAAACCUUUCAUUAUACUUA